AUGAGCAUACCUCGAACUCAUUCUCGUUCAGGAUCACGAGCUAACGAACUGAGCCAUAGCAUGAAAUCAAAAUCCCAAUCAAACAAAACCACUUUUGACUGUGCAGGCACUUCAUUUACUGUUGAUUCCCACUAUCAGUUCAUAAAACAGAUUGGCCAUGGAGCAUAUGGCGUUGUAGUAAGUGCAUUGGAUAAACGCACAAAUACAAAAGUCGCAAUUAAAAAAAUCCCAAAAGCUUUUGAAGACCUUAUCGACGCUAAAAGAAUAUUACGAGAAAUUAAGCUACUUAACUAUUUGGAUCACGAAAACAUCAUUUCGAUACUUGAUGUUCAAAAACCUCCAGCUCGAACUGGGUAUGAAGACAUCUAUAUUAUUACUGAUUUGAUGGAGACUGAUUUGCAUCGUGUUAUAUACUCUAUGCAGGAGCUCAGUGAUGAGCACAUCCAGUAUUUCAUGUAUCAAAUGCUAAGAGGGCUACUUUAUAUGCACUCAGGAGGGGUAAUCCAUAGAGACUUAAAACCAAGCAAUUUAUUGCUAAAUAAGAACUGUGACCUCAAAAUAUGUGAUUUGGGCCUUGCUAGAGGCUAUGACAAUGAGAGAGACGAUAAUUUGACUGAAUAUGUAGUCACAAGGUGGUAUAGGGCUCCAGAAGUCAUUUUAAAUGCUAGUCACUAUACGAAAGCAUUAGAUGUAUGAAGUGUUGGAUGUGUUUUUGCAGAGCUUUUAGGAAGAUCUCCUUUAUUUCCUGGAGAAGAUUACUUAGAUCAAGUCCAAAGGAUUAUUGCAGUAUUAGGAAUCCCAAGCCAAGAAGAUAUGGCUUUUAUAGGAAAUGAGUCAGCUAAAAGAUUUAUUAAAGGCUUGCCAAAGAGACAAAGAGUCCCGUGGUCUACUUUAUAUGCCAAAGCAAAUCCAAUAGCCUUAGAUUUGCUUAAUAAAAUGCUGGUUUUCAACCCAAAUAAGAGAUUUACAGUCGAAGAGUGCUUAAGUCACCCAUACUUUGAAGGUCUUCAUAAUUCAGAAGAGGAGCCAACUGCUCCAGUUCAAUUUGAUUGGUCAUUCGAUGAUUUUACUCCUACCAAGCCUUUGCUGCAAAGUAUGGUCUAUGAGGAGUCUUUGAAAUAUCAUCCUCUGUAG
Messenger RNA from Blepharisma stoltei, 1134 nucleotides. Lineage: Eukaryota; Ciliophora; Heterotrichea; Heterotrichida; Blepharismidae. The record is from the annotation of a GenBank genome assembly.